ACGCGCUGCAACCAGCGAGCACGUUCUCACCCCUUCACCCACACCCCACCCACGGCACCCACCGGAUUUGUCUCCGCCGCCGGACAGUCGACGGCUGCCGUCCAACCCCGUCAAAACCCUCCUCCGCCGCGGAUCCUCUCCUCUCCGCUCCAAUGGAGCCACAACCAUUUCCUCCUCCUACGCCGCCUCCAACCCUGGCGUCCGCCCUCGCACACCUCCGCUCCCUCCUCUCCGCCGCCUCUUCCGCCCUCGCUGCCCUCCCAUCCCCUCUCCUCCCCAACCCCGCCACCACCCCCCUCACCACUCUCCCCUCACCUCCGCCCACCACCACCACGACCUCCCCCGUCCCGCCGCCCUCCUCCGCCGUCCUCGUCCCGCUCCCGGCCUCCCCAACCCCUUACUCCGAUUGCCCUGGCGUCGUCCGCGUCACUCCAGCCCCGACCCCCGCCUCCUCGUCCCUCCCCGCUUUCCUCGCCGCCGAGUGCGCAGAUUUCUCCUCUUCUACUACCGGCACGAGCCCCUCACCUCUGCCCCGCAUCCUGCCGUCGGAGCUCGGUCUCUUGCGCCGGGAGCUGGAUUCCUGGGGCGCGGGGGGCCACCACCUCCCGGGGUCCCACGCCUACGCUGUAACCCGGGUAACGGCCGCGUUCCGCUUCGGUUUGCCGCCGCGGUGGGAGGCCGAGCUGCGGCGGUGGGUGGUCGCGAGCUCACCGAGGUACGGGGUUGUGAUCGACACGGCGGUGCGGGACCACGUCUGGGUGCUGGUGCGUCUCUGCCUGAAGGCCGUGGCGGCGGAGGCCGGGUGCUUGCUGGAGCGGGCGCGGAAAGGGGAGGACCACGAAGGGUUUGGUCUUGAUCCAAAGGCAGUGUGGUUUGAGUGCCCGAGGCUGGUCGAGGGCGUCUCGUGGUUAGGUGUGCAGCUCGGAGUUUUGUACGGGGAGGGCAACGGGAGGGUCUUUGCGGUUGCAGCGGUGAAGGAGGCAGUGCUGCGCAUGGGUUAUUGCUUGACUGUUGGUGUAGGAGAUGGCAUUGGUGGCGGUGGAGGCGGGGAGGCAGGAGCUAGUGGACAUGCUGGUGAGAAAGGAAACAAUGCUGGAGAUGUUGUGGCAGGCCCUGUUUUUCUUUCCCAGGUUGCUGCUGCCAUCGCGGCGUUGUAUGAGAAGACAAAGGCUCUGCGAGCUCAACGCCCUUCAAAAUAUCAGCUAUUACUUGAAUAUUCACAAGCACUGGAACGAGGACACCUGGAGCGAUCAAACCGACCAAACUACAGACCUAUUUUGGAGUAUGAUGGGAUUCUGUCACGCCGAGUAUAUAACCAGGAAUCUGGCGGAGCCAAGACAAGGGAGGAGCUUUUAGCUGAAGAACGAGAUUACAAACGAAGAAGAAUGUCUUACCGUGGCAAGAAAGUGAAGCGAGAUCCAAUAGAGAUACUAAGAGAUAUAAUUGACGAGCAUAUGGAGGAAAUCAAACAGGCUGGAGGAAUUGGUUGUCUUGUGGAAACUCCUUCUAACAUUGCACAAAAUAUGCUUAAGAGCAACUCUCACGGAGGUACAUAUCAAGGAAGUUUUAAUCCUGCAAGCAGCACUUCUUAUGAUAAGGCAGCAUUGGGUUCUCGGGCACCUAGUUGUGAGAACUCACAACGUGCUGAUUCUUUGGGAAGAGUUUCAUCAAGGAGCCGUGACACAAGAGAUUCGUACAAGAACUUAAGAUAUGAAACUGAUGGGAACCGUUACCAAAAUGUAUCUGAGCAUGAAAGUAAACGGAGUUGGAGUAAAGGAUUAGAAAGUGAAAUAGAUCAAAGUUAUCCGCACCGGUAUGAAACCAAUAGGCGUCAAAGAAACUCCAAUGAUAAUAAGAAUUAUGCUUGUAAGUAUAACAAGGAUGUCUCAGACUACUGUUUUGAAUCAAGUGAUUGUACAGCAUGGUCAACACGAUCACAAAGAUCCUCAGGUGUAGAAUAUGACCACAUGCUAGGAGGACACAGUGAUAGAAGUAGAACUAGUCAGAAGCGACAUAGAUCAAUAUCUGUGACUCAAGACCAGUUCGGCGAUAGAUAUGAUCCCCAAAGCACAUAUUCUGAUGGAGAUCCUCCGACAAGCAUGCUUUCUGAUGUUACAGAAGGAAAGCAUGAGGUAUACCAUGAUGAAGUACAUCGUCGUGGACAUCAUGAGAGAAAGCGGGAUCACCAUCGCUGAAAGAAAAAAUAGAUAUUAUUUUUCUUUUCUAUGCCAGUAGCUAAAUAAUACAGGCAUCUGGGUUAUUAGCCUUCAGCUGUAUCCUUUUAUGUAUCCUUACGCAACUUUAUAACUUCUACGGUAACAGAGUUAAUAUCUGUUACAGUUGUUUCUUCUCUCCUUGGGACCUGUUAGCUGUUAAUUUUCUCUUGUUUUCCAAAUUCAUUUACACCGAUUAAGUUUCUUGCUGCACUUUCAUGUGAUAAUCCGUCAAGCUUAUCUGAACUUAAUGUAUGGUGGCGUGAAUUUUUUCUUUCACUGCUAAUCUUUCUUAAACACUUUCUGCUAGUUUUAAAGAAUUCGUUCUAAUUAAUUUAUUCUGGACCCAGUAAUCACUUCUGUUAUGGGCUGACAAAGGAAUUUCAAUUGUCUGCUUAUGCUUCGCAAGAGUGCAGAUUUUUUUUUUUGUCUGCAACUAUUUUUCUGAGCUGUGCAAGUUAAGCUUCACCUGGCUAAUAUUAGAUGCUACUAUUCUUAUGUUCAUAUAAUUUGUUCAUGCUAAAUUGCUAAUUCAUGUGAACAUGUAGUUUAGGAUGAGGUUUGGCAUGCUAAUAUGAUAUUUACUUCUGUGCCUGUUUUUUUAUAUGACGUGUCUACUUCAUUGGUGUGUGGAAAUGAGGAUCUUGCAAGGUGCAAUUAUAAAUUCUUGAACAUACGCUCAGUAUCUGCUCUGAUAUAGGGAGCAACAGCUCCAGAGAUUAUCAAACUGAUGGUUUUGAUAUUUAGCAGCUUCCACCUCAUUAUUGGUUACUGGGUUCCGGUCUCCAAAUGUUGGAUUGUGAAUAAUGAAUACUUUAAUCCCUCAGAUUUUUUGAUAUAUCUUGAAGCUUUCUUCGCAGUAGAUUGAAUUUGCUAAAGUGCCCUGCUUUUCAACCACAGCUAAAAUUUAGUGGAAAGAUAACAAUACUGAUACUCUACUUUAGUCAAAACUUACAUAGCUAUUAUGUUAUUUAGUUUUUUAAUACACUGGUUGCUUCUUUACUAAAAAAUGGUGUUUGUCUACGGCAUGACAUUCAUAAUGUCAUUUGUGAGUAUCGAUCACAUCACAUGUGUUCAUUAGAUUUAGUUUCUAACUUAGUAUGAGCUGAAUCUAUUGGACUUUAUUGCAAUAGCAAAGUGUACGAGUCUUUACAUAAAGCUUGACAGAUUCAAAAGAACUAAAAGCAUUCUUACUUUUACAACCCUUGUAUGUGUAUUUUCAGAGAAUUAGAAAGAAAAAAAGUCAGAAGCCACAUAGUUAUGUGUAUUUAUUCUUUUUUUCUCAUCACUUUACUAUUUGAAAGCAGGAAAAAGAUGGUAAAAUGAAAUGGUCCAUGUGUGUUCGAAACUCUCCUGCUUCAGCCUGUAAUAUGACGAUUGGCUGCUUUAGUUUUGGUGACAAUAGUUACCUUUUCACAUUAAAGAAAACUGGCAACUAAGUUUUUAUCCAAGACCUUUAUGGAUGUGUGCAGAUAUGCCACUUCUGUACUUACAAUGUUCCGUAGGUAGUUUUUCUAAUUCCACUUUUAGGUCUGUAUUAUUAAUGCUUAAUGUUCUCUCAUUACAACGCUUAUCUGCUUGCAAUUAUUUGUUGUUAAUUUGCAAUUUAUAUGUCAUGUCAUUCAGCAACAGUUCUAUAAUUUGUUGACAUUGUGUUCUCUCUUAAAACAUUUCUAAUUUACUGUCUUAUUUAUUGUAGGCAACCAGUCAGUCUGAGCAAUCCUGCUAGUUUGAUGAACUACCUAGGUAGCAACUAAUAGUUUUGCUAGGUCAGCGCCUCUCCAAUGUUCUGCUGAAGUGUUUCUGUUUUGUGUUAAUUCAUUUUGUUGUACUGAAUGUGCUCCCUAUAUUGUUGUACCGUGUAGAUAGAAAUAGUGCUGCAUUCUAGAACCACCUUGAUUUGUGGUGGAAGGCAAGCAUUGUGCCAACAUUGAACAAUCUGCUAUUCGGGUACUGGAAGAACCCUGAGUUUCACAAAACUGU
This is a messenger RNA of Phragmites australis (common reed), 4196 nucleotides long. RefSeq names its product U11/U12 small nuclear ribonucleoprotein 48 kDa protein. The coding region runs from base 153 to 2195 and encodes 680 amino acids. The record is from RefSeq and is a predicted model, not a curated record. The transcript has 5 exons. NCBI's taxonomy places the organism in Eukaryota, Viridiplantae, Streptophyta, Magnoliopsida, Poales, Poaceae.